GCCCCUCAGGGAGAUGCUGCCAGCCACGUCCAAGCUCUGCGCCGCCAUCUCCUACCGCCACCUGCGCAACAUGACCGGUCUGAGGAGACAAGCUGCUGUGGCCAUCAGCCAGGAGCUGAGCAGGCUGGCCAGCCGCAGCCCAGGACCCAGCGCCUGGAUCCACCAGGUGCGCAGGAGGAGCUCCUUGCUCAGCUCAAGGCUGGAGGAGAAACCCUUCAGCGAGAUGGAAAUGUCUUACAUCAAGCAAGGAGAGGAGGCCCUGCAGAAAUCCCUCAGAAUCCUGGAGGACCAGGACGACUGGAAGACAGAGACAGUGGCGGGUAACGGGGACAAAGUGCUGAGCAAGGUGCUGCCAGACGUGGGGAAGGUGUUCCGGCUGGAGGUGGUGGUGGACCAGCCCCUGGACAGGGUGUACGGGGAGCUGGUGGACAACAUGGAGCAGAUGGGAGACUGGAACCCCAACGUCAAAGAAGUCAGGAUUCUGGAGAAGAUUGGGAAGGACACGGUGAUCACCCACGAGAAGGCGGCCGCGACCCCCGGGAACAUCGUGGGGCCACGGGACUUUGUGAGCGUGCGGUGCUCCAGGAGACGUGGCUCCACCUGUGUCCUGGCUGGGAUGUCCACCACCUACGGGGCCAUGCCCGAGCAGGAGGGCUUCAUAAGGGCUGAGAAUGGUCCCACCUGCAUGGUCCUGCGCCCGCUGCCCGGCAGCCCCUCCCAGACCAGGCUCACCUGGCUGCUCAGCAUCGACCUCAAGGGCUGGCUACCCAAGACCAUCAUCAACCAGGUCCUGUCCCAGACACAGGUGGACUUUGCCAAACACCUGCGGCAGCGCCUGGCCCGGCCGGUGCCUGCGGCCUGCUGACCACAGCCUGCUGACCACGGCCUGCUGACCACGGCCUGCUGACCACCU
Onychostruthus taczanowskii (white-rumped snowfinch) is the source of this 913-nucleotide messenger RNA. It is a transcript of the gene STAR, whose product is annotated as steroidogenic acute regulatory protein. The record is from RefSeq and is a predicted model, not a curated record. The transcript has 7 exons. Gene Ontology annotation, biological process: regulation of steroid biosynthetic process; steroid biosynthetic process; intracellular cholesterol transport. Gene Ontology annotation, molecular function: cholesterol binding; cholesterol transfer activity. Gene Ontology annotation, cellular component: mitochondrion; mitochondrial intermembrane space. Lineage: Eukaryota; Metazoa; Chordata; Aves; Passeriformes; Passeridae. The coding region runs from base 14 to 865 and encodes 283 amino acids.